AGCUCAAUAGUCUGUGUUCGAGUGAGAGAUACGUUUCGUUUCGACAGCGAUCCAUAAUUACUUGCGAAUCUACGAUAGCCAGAAGCUUCCACUAAUAAGAGCACCAUGCAGAUUUUUGUGAAGACGUUGACUGGAAAAACAAUAACUCUCGAAGUAGAAGCCUCCGAUACUAUCGAGAACGUAAAGGCGAAGAUUCAGGACAAAGAGGGCAUUCCACCUGACCAGCAGAGAUUGAUUUUCGCCGGAAAACAACUUGAAGACGGACGUACCUUGUCCGAUUAUAACAUCCAGAAGGAAUCCACUCUCCAUUUGGUUCUCAGAUUACGUGGUGGAAUGCAGAUCUUUGUCAAAACCUUGACUGGAAAGACCAUCACGUUGGAGGUCGAAGCGUCAGAUACUAUCGAGAAUGUCAAAGCGAAAAUUCAGGAUAAGGAGGGUAUCCCUCCGGAUCAGCAAAGAUUGAUCUUUGCUGGAAAGCAGCUUGAAGAUGGCCGCACGCUUUCUGACUACAACAUUCAGAAAGAGUCAACUUUACAUUUGGUUCUUCGUCUACGCGGUGGGAUGCAAAUUUUCGUCAAAACCUUGACGGGAAAAACCAUUACUUUGGAGGUGGAGGCUUCAGAUACGAUUGAGAAUGUCAAAGCCAAGAUCCAAGACAAAGAGGGAAUUCCUCCAGAUCAACAGAGAUUGAUCUUCGCAGGCAAGCAGCUGGAAGAUGGACGCACCUUGUCAGACUAUAAUAUACAAAAGGAAUCAACUCUGCAUUUGGUAUUACGUCUUCGCGGAGGUAUGCAAAUUUUCGUCAAAACUCUCACUGGAAAAACUAUUACAUUGGAAGUCGAAGCAUCAGACACAAUUGAGAACGUCAAAGCUAAAAUUCAGGACAAAGAAGGCAUCCCUCCGGAUCAGCAGAGAUUGAUCUUUGCUGGAAAGCAGCUUGAAGAUGGUCGCACACUCUCUGACUAUAACAUUCAGAAGGAGUCAACUUUACAUUUGGUUCUCCGACUACGUGGUGGCAUGCAGAUUUUCGUCAAGACACUCACCGGUAAAACCAUCACAUUGGAAGUCGAGGCAUCAGACACAAUUGAGAAUGUCAAAGCUAAAAUUCAGGACAAAGAAGGCAUCCCUCCGGAUCAGCAGAGAUUGAUCUUUGCUGGAAAGCAGCUUGAAGAUGGUCGCACACUCUCUGACUAUAACAUUCAGAAGGAGUCAACUUUACAUUUGGUUCUCCGACUACGUGGUGGCAUGCAGAUCUUCGUCAAGACACUCACCGGUAAAACCAUCACAUUGGAAGUCGAGGCAUCAGACACAAUUGAGAAUGUCAAAGCUAAAAUUCAGGACAAAGAAGGCAUCCCUCCGGAUCAGCAGAGAUUGAUCUUUGCUGGAAAGCAGCUUGAAGAUGGUCGCACACUCUCUGACUAUAACAUUCAGAAGGAGUCAACUUUACAUUUGGUUCUCCGAUUACGUGGUGGAAUGCAGAUCUUCGUCAAAACCCUCACUGGUAAAACCAUCACAUUGGAAGUCGAGGCAUCAGACACAAUUGAGAAUGUCAAAGCUAAAAUUCAGGACAAAGAAGGCAUCCCUCCGGAUCAGCAGAGAUUGAUCUUUGCUGGAAAGCAGCUUGAAGAUGGUCGCACACUAUCUGACUAUAACAUUCAGAAGGAGUCAACUUUACAUUUGGUUCUUCGACUACGUGGUGGCAUGCAGAUCUUUGUCAAGACCCUCACUGGUAAAACCAUCACAUUGGAAGUCGAAGCAUCAGACACAAUUGAGAAUGUCAAAGCUAAAAUUCAGGACAAAGAAGGCAUCCCUCCGGAUCAGCAGAGAUUGAUCUUUGCUGGAAAGCAGCUUGAAGAUGGUCGCACACUAUCUGACUAUAACAUUCAGAAGGAGUCAACUUUACAUUUGGUUCUUCGACUACGUGGUGGCAUGCAGAUCUUUGUCAAGACCCUCACUGGUAAAACCAUCACAUUGGAAGUCGAAGCAUCAGACACAAUUGAGAAUGUCAAAGCUAAAAUUCAGGACAAAGAAGGCAUCCCUCCGGAUCAGCAGAGAUUGAUCUUUGCUGGAAAGCAGCUUGAAGAUGGUCGCACACUCUCUGACUAUAACAUUCAGAAGGAGUCAACUUUACAUUUGGUUCUCCGACUACGUGGUGGCAUGCAGAUCUUCGUCAAGACCCUCACUGGUAAAACCAUCACAUUGGAAGUCGAAGCAUCAGACACAAUUGAGAAUGUCAAAGCUAAAAUUCAGGACAAAGAAGGCAUCCCUCCGGAUCAGCAGAGAUUGAUCUUCGCUGGAAAACAACUUGAAGAUGGCCGUACACUCUCUGAUUACAAUAUUCAGAAAGAAUCCACUCUGCAUUUAGUUUUGAGGCUUCGUGGUGGUAUGCAAAUUUUUGUCAAAACUUUGACGGGGAAAACUAUUACUCUGGAGGUAGAAGCUUCGGAUACGAUCGAAAACGUUAAAGCCAAGAUUCAAGACAAAGAGGGAAUUCCUCCUGAUCAGCAAAGACUGAUUUUCGCGGGCAAACAACUCGAAGAUGGACGUACUCUGUCAGAUUAUAAUAUUCAGAAAGAAUCUACAUUACAUCUUGUACUCCGUCUUAGAGGUGGAAAUGUCUAAUAUUUUCUAUAAUAAUUCUACAAUUGUGAUUUUUUUUUUGUUAAGUACUC
Messenger RNA from Nylanderia fulva, 2672 nucleotides. It is a transcript of the gene Ubi-p63E, whose product is annotated as Polyubiquitin-63E. Lineage: Eukaryota; Metazoa; Arthropoda; Insecta; Hymenoptera; Formicidae. Gene Ontology annotation, molecular function: protein binding. The record is from RefSeq and is a predicted model, not a curated record.